This is a messenger RNA of Pestalotiopsis fici W106-1, 2205 nucleotides long. RefSeq lists its product as uncharacterized. Lineage: Eukaryota; Fungi; Ascomycota; Sordariomycetes; Amphisphaeriales; Sporocadaceae. The transcript has 3 exons. The coding region runs from base 1 to 2205 and encodes 734 amino acids. The record is from RefSeq and is a predicted model, not a curated record.
AUGGACAGCUUGUACCAACAUUUCCCUCUCGAUCCUAGGUCAAUCCGUAUAAUCGUGCUUGAGCCUGCUUCCGAUCCUUCCAGCGACAUCCAGUGCGGUCUGCACAAGGCGAGCCUAGAUUAUGUACUCGAUUUCGAAGCCCUUUCCUAUACCUGGGACGGCCAGACUCCGGAAUGCCCCAUAAGCUGCCGAACUGUGGAAAACCUCAAUGAUUUUCCCUCUACUCCAUUCAGCACCAUUCUAGUAACGCAGAAUUGCGUCGACGCCCUACGCGCCCUGAGGCGGCAGUCCGGCCGACGACUUCUGUGGAUCGAUGGAAUCUGUAUCAACCAAGCUGAUAUCGACGAGAAGGGUGUUCAAGUUGCGAUGAUGGGCGAGCUCUACGGGGCAUGUCGCGGUGUCAUUGUCUGGUUAGGCAACAAGGAUGAGGCAGCAGAGCGUGCAUUUCGAUUCAUGUUAGAUAUAGGGGGAGCCAUGGAGAAUAUGGUAUCGAGACAGAGGGCGUCGGAACCCACAAGCGCUCAAGUCCCUCUUGCCGAGGACAUAGAGCUACAUGAAAGUCUGAGAGAGAUGCUUCAAAAUUUGCAGCGAAUGUCCAAAGAGCAGUAUAAUCCGGAGUCAGAAAAUCCUUUACGACCGCUACUCAAUCGAUCGUGGUUUCACAGAAUGUGGACAGUUCAAGAGGUGGUCCUGCCAGCACAAGGUGAUGUUACGUUUCAGUGCGGUGAUUUAAAAGCGUCGUUUCCAACACUACGGUUUGUGGCAACACAGAUCGAGGUGGCCAAAUUCACAAAAGUCGGAAUCCAAAGCAGCAUGAAAUUACAACUAGAACUCACUGAUGCGCUGGCUAGGAGGAGACUGGAUGGCAUGGAUGGAGAUCAGAAUUCGGAUGCGGUGAAGCAGGGUUACCAGAACUUCACAAGGACAAACUUCAGCCAUAUUUUACACAUGUACAACCAGGGAGACGGAAACAGAACGUCCAAGAUCAAGCUCUCGGCCAUCCUCGAUGGUGCGCGCAGAAAAAGGGUCACGGUACCAGCCGACAAGGUUUUUGCGCUGUACGGCGUGUUCCAAGAGCUCGGCAUACCGAUGUCUGCACCAGAUUACCGCAAGCCAACAGAGGACGUUUUCCACGACGCAGCAGUUGCCUCAAUCUCGAGUGAAAAGGCACUGGAUGUUAUUUAUCUCGCCGUAACCAAGACGCGGAGAGAAAACCUGCCGUCUUGGGUGCCGGACCUCAUGGACCACGGCUUUGGAAAUAUGGAUCCCCGGAACUGUACUGAGGAUGUCAAACGCUUUACGGCCGGAAGCUCUUUGCCGCCAGCAUGGGAAUUUUUGCCCUCUCAUCGUCUGCGGGUCUGUGUGAAACUCGUUGAGACGGUAACCAAGAGUUUUCCUUCAUUCGAUGUGCAUGUGAAGUCCUUGCAGGGUCAUGAAGAUAACCUAGAAAAGCCGUCGACAAGUCAAGCAAGCCUGGCUCAAUUACACAAGGCUCUUACACUCUUGAGGGAGUGGGCCGAAGCCGUCCGAGGUCAUGCUGCGAGUUACCCGUCCAGAAAGGACAUGGUGAUGUCGUUCCUCAAGGUCCUACUCCACGACGAAAAGUCGUGCGUCAACCACGCUGAAGAAGAGGACCGCUUUGACAAGUGGUUCUCCGUUCUAGAGAAGGAUGAUGUGGAGCUGAUGCGCUCAAGUAUCAUGAAAAAUGGGAAGGAGAUGUCCAAGGCGAAGCUAGCCAAGGUUGCAGAGUAUCAGGGUUCAUCAGUCUUGAAACAGUUGAAAUCCUGGAAAGCACAAAUGAGUAAUGCGUUCGAGGAGCGCGAGAGGAGCUCCAAGAGCUUCGCGGUUGGUAUGCUUGGGCACGUCGGGAUGCAAAAUGUGACGUAUCCGGCCAUGGAGCCCGUGCUGCAAUUACAUUUGGCGAUCCUGCGAUUUGCGCGCCGCCAGGCAUUUUUCACGACAGAGACGGGCCGGUUCGGCUGCGCACCGGAUUUCAUCGCGGCCGGCGCGGUCCGCGAGGGUGACAGGGUCGCAAUAAUCGCUGGCUUGAGCCUGCCAUUUGUGCUACGUCCACUGAAGAGAGGAGGGUCUGUGCGAGAAACAGAUGAGUAUGAGCUCAUUUCGCAUUGCUAUCAGGAUGGAAUUAUGUAUGGUGAGGCGGUCCACGGAGACGGUACGGAACUCCAGGACGUAGUGCUAGUGUAA